AAAUGUCGUCACUUCCUGUUUUGCAGGGCAGUUCGGUUGGCGCGCGACUGUGUUGCUACCGGGCAGAGUGGAGGACCUGAGGACCUGAAAACCCCGUAAAACGGCGGAGAGCGGUGAACACACGGCGGCUCGGGGAGGCGGUCGGCCCGCGGUCUGAGCACACAGUCCGGCUCGGCGGAGGACUCGGUCUCGGCGUUGCGCGGCUUUACGCUCGGGGGAUCUCCGAUCGGGGCCGUGGCCGCAGUUAGCCCGCUAAAGCUAGCUUUUGUAUCGAGGGCUAACGGACACUGUACGCGGCUGCUGGAGGAAUGAGCUGCGGCCAAGUUCAGCAAUGGUUUGCAUCUCGUGACUGACAGAAAGCAUGGAGGAGAGUGCUAUGGAUGAGCUUUAUGGUGAUCUUGGCCAGGGGUGUUAUGACUCUGCGCUGAUUCAUGAUGAAGACUCUGUGGAUAUUUACUCAGGACUAGAUGACAGUCCUAAAGGUGAUGGAGGCAACGGUGAAGGCAGCACUUUACUGUCCCCGCAAAGGCUGAAGGAUUCUAUGGAUUUGUAUGAGGAGCUCAUCACAAAAGAGCAGGAGGAGAAAGACACAACAUACAAUGAGUUGAAAACUAAAUUUAAUGCUGCUCAAAGCCAGGUACAGGAAUUACUUUCAAAGUUGCAGGAGAUGCAGACCAAGAACUCAUGCUUACACAAGGAGAAUGUUCUCCUAAAGAAAAACAUAUGUGCACUUAUCAAGACUGCAAGAAUGGAGAUUGUUAGGAAGGAAGAGGAAAUAAGCAAACUAUCCAGCCGACCUGGUCAGGGUAAAUUUUAUCCUUCUCGAGGAGAAAGAGGCCAAGAACACUGUUUACGGAGCCAGAUAAAAAAUUCCAGCGGAAGUUGCGGAGUUCCAGGGUCUGUGGAUAGAAGCAGACCAUCCAAUCAUUCUGCUCGUCUAGAAACGCAGACAAAUUCUUCACCAUCAUCCUCUACAGUGCACCAACGAUACACCAGAAGCGAACAAGAUUGUAAAGAUGCUGGUGAAAAGGUGCAAGGUCUCCAACGUGUGACGCCCGAUGAAGCAAUCAACAGAAAAGAACAAGAAAAUCUAUCCUCUAAUAGUGAGGUUGUGAAAUCUCAUAGUAGAGUUAAUGCAAGCCAGAAACUUUAUGAAACGGUUGAAAGAGAGCUGGAAAGCUUGGUACGAGGUCAAGAAUGCCUUGCAAAAUCGCCAAAUAUGCCAAGUAUGGAAUGUAGCUCGAAAGAGAAGGACAUCACAGAAAAAUCACAAUGCAAUGAAAACAAAUCUGAGAGGCCACAGAGGGACUCAACAAAACUGAAGAGCACAUCUAGCAAAAGCCAGCAUCAGCAGCAUGUGGAUCCCGCCAUGCUUAGAAAGUCUGUCCGUUCAAAGAGUCCUUUCUCUCCACCUCAGCACAUCUCCCCACCUCCUCUCCACUCACAAACCUCCAGAGAACCACCUAUGGGGUCUGCAGACAUGCAGGCACAAGGUCAUAGACAAGAAGUUAAGCGUAAUCAAGGAGAUGACAGACGAAGUAGAAGUGGCACACAUUCUGUAAGCGAUAAGAGCUGCUCUGGGAAGCCAGCUGCUUCUCUGGACAAGAAGACGGAGAAAGGAGAGUCCAGAGAGCAUCACAGAAAAGAGGAGAGGAGGCAAGAAAAUGUUAGCAGUUCAGAAAGGAGGCACACCAGAAGCGACAGCAGCAAAGAGUAUGAGCAAAAGAAGACACGAGAAAAUGAGGAGAGAAAUAGACAGCAGGGAAGUAGUAGUAGUAGCAGCAGCAGUCGAGGAGAAAGAAGAAGCACUAGGUCAGAAACUAUCAAAGACCACGAGCGAAGGAGUACAAAAGCAAGUGACGGAGGCAGUGCAAAAGAGGAAACUAAUAAAGUUGAGAAACAUGUCAAGGAUGGGAGGGAUGGAUGCCGAAGUGAUGUCCGAAGCAGUAGACAAGGUACAUCCAUUUCGAAACGCGGGGAUUAUGACAGUGAUCGUUCUCGACGAAAAGAUCUUGUUGAGGAUGCCAAUAAUCGGAGAACUUCUAGUAGAACUGAAGAGCAAGUAUCUGGAAGCAAAGCAUCCAGCAGUUGUGAUGAUUCUAGACAUGGUAAAGCCUCUCGUCGUGACAGUCAUGCAAGCUCUGACAAGCGCAGCAGUGUUAAAGACAAACGUUCAGAUAUAGAUUGUAGAAAAGAACGGAGGAGGGUUGAUAAAGAAAAACAAAGUACUGUUCAAGACAGAAAAUCAUCAACCGCUGUUCCUGCUAUGGAUGCCACAAAGUGUACCUCUCCUGAGAGAUCCAGAAUAAAUAAUGGUGGUAUCGUUCAGUCAAAUUGUCUUGCAAAUGUGAAAGACCAGUCCUUUUUGAAGGUAACCAGUACCUGUGACCUGUCUAACAUGGCAGAGGAAAGUAGUCCAAAGAGAAAAUUAACUUUCAUGGAAACUCUAAACCUCACACUCUCACCAGUGAAAAAGCAGAACCAGCCUGCUGAAACUAGUGAACCUAUUUGUAAACCUCUUACAAAUGCUGUGCCAGACAACUCAGCUGAGGAAAGAGAUUUGUUUGAAUUCGGAGAGGAAUUCUGUGUUAUUGAUGAAGCAGAAAAAAGCCAAGACUCAAUAGAGGCUAUGAAUGUUGACUCAACACCUGCAACAAGCGAAAAUGUGCACCUUGGGCCAAGUAAUUUUGACAUUCAGCCAAAUCAGGAUCUGGAUAUAGUUUCUAAAACUGUAGAACCAAAAAUGGACAUUCAAGGCAACAAACUGAAGGAACAAAUCAGUGAAGGUAGUAAAGAAAUCAGUGAAGGCUCUACAGGUCAAUUUGAGAAAAGUUGUACAGUUACAGAACCACAAAAUUGUGAAAAGAAGUCUGCUACAGUUACUGAUGAUUCAGGGGUCUCUGCUAGUAAUGUUCCUGGGAAACAUAUUGAAAACUCCCAGUGUGUGCCAUAUGAACCUAUGUCCACUAAUGGAUCUGUACCAGUUAAUGUUCAGUUUCCUACAGUUAAAGUUCUAUGCAAGGAGCAAGAUCUUCAGACGUCUCUGAUGAAAAAACCUAAAGAAAAGAGUAGAGUAAAUUGUAUCGAUGAAGGCCAAACAAAAAAUCAACCAGAGCCUCAAGCCCCACCAACUGUUCCAAGUGAUGCUUUUCAGGAGGAGGUAUCAACUUCUACCAAAGUGCAUGCUGCUUUUGAGACUUGUUCUAAUGCAGAGACUUCAUUGUCUUUGGAAUUAGUUUCUAGUACUGUCAGUGUAGAUGUUCAUUUUCAGGACAAACUGGCCAGUUCUCAACCACAGCCCUCUGGUUCAGAUGUAGAAAACACCAAAUGUCCUGAGAGACUCGAUUCAGGUCCAAGACCAUCAGAAGAGACAACAACUGAGCCAGUUGAAACUAGUGGCACUGUAAGUGAUACGCCACCCGAGCAAACGGGUUCCUCUGAACCUGAUUCCACCGAGGACGACCUGCAGGCCUCCAAGCCUUCGACUUCUGUAGUGGUGCCCCAAGAUGAGGAUUCUAUGAUGCUUACCCUGAGCAGCAUUAAAGUCAUUCCUGAUGUCAUAAGCCCUCUCACAAGUCCAGUUCGCCAGGUCAAGAAAGUCCAAGCACAUAGUCUGGGAAAGGAGACCCAUGUGAAGAGCCUUGGUAGAGAUUUCUCUACCACCGCCAUUGUGACCAAUAAAGAAGCAAUCAAAAGGGACAUGAACAAAGAGAAUAAGAGACCUGAUUUGCCUGUCAUGCCCAGUGUGGUGAAAGAUCAAGAGGUGCUAUCAUCUACAGCAACUGAGGAGGAACUGGAAGAAGGAGAGAUAAGCAGCAAGAGUGAUGAUGAGAGUUCUGCAACAAAGCCAGCUUUAGGAAGUCAGGCUAGUCCCAUGCCAACAAUGCUUGAAAACAGAAAGAAACCUGCCGGUACUCCAACACGUGAAAAAGACAGUUCAACUGACAGUUCUAAAGAGAGUCCUACUCUGAACAAGAGGCGCUUCAAAACAAUUACCGUUCCACCCAAAGCAAACAUUUCGACAACUGCUGAAUUUAUGAACAUGUUUUUGUUCAUUCGAAGUGAGUUGAGGAGAAAGUACAUGAAACUUCACAAAAAUGUCACCAAGUCAGCUUUUUGCUGCAUCGUUGACAUGUCUGUAGCCUCUUUCUCUGAAUUUGUUGAUGGUGUUAACUUUCAUAAGUUUUGUUCUCAAGGUAAUGAAAUCAAAUCUAGACUUAAUAAGAUCAUCGCUUCUGUUAUGAGCAAGGUUUCUAGCAAUGGCAUUGUGAAUCGCAUCUUUGAGCAACGAGCUGACGACCUAAAGCAAAAGCUGUGGAACUUUGUGGAUGGUCAGUUUGAUUUUCUGUUUAAAGAGAUAAAGGCUGCACUUAAAGUUGGACCUGGACUUCCCAAGAGUAUACGUUCUACGGAAGGUAAGCCUUCAAACCCUGGGCUGAAAGCAGAUUCGAUUGAUGACGUUUGUAAAGUGCAGGCUAAAAAACCCUUGAGCGCAGCUGAGUACAGACCAAAUAAAUCUGGCACAGCUGAGGUCAAGAGGAUUACUCCAGUGCCCAUCUUGCCAAACACUUUUCGAGGUCUUGGCAGCAGAGGCAAAAACAUAAAGGCGACAAUGGAAGAAGAGGCUCAGCCAUCUGAGGCACGGACCUCAAACCAGCUUCCAGCCAUUUUCUCUUUUGAAAAACCUUUGCAAGAAAGUUUUCCUGCACCUGAGAUGAAAACACCCUCCACCUUUGCCCGCCGUCUCUCUCAUACUGGAAACACACAAGACAAAACAGACUUUGAAAUUCUUACAGAGCAGCAAGCCUCCAGUUUAACCUUUAAUUUGGUCACUGAUUCUCAAAUGGGAGAUAUAUUUAGAUGUCUUCUGCAAGGCUCUGAUCUGCUAGAGACUGGUGUCUCUGCAGGGGAGAAUCAAAGCUGGCCACUCAACACUCCAAGAAAAGAAGGUCCCAGUGGAGACAGUGUCAUUGGGCUUGUGACGCCCAGCAAAAUGAUUACCCCAUCAAAACUCAUCACAGCAUGGACCUCAAUUUCUCCUUACAAGCUGGCUUCCCCGAACAGCAAAAUCCACAUGCCUUUAAACCCAGCGCUCUUUGACGAAAGUUGUUUGUUAGAAGUCCCGUCUAACACUCUUCCAAAUCAAGCUGCUCCUGGUCUGAGCUCCCAGCAGUCCUUCUCCAUUUUGGCUGAAGAUUUGGCCGUUUCUCUCACCAUUCCGUCUCCAUUGAAGUCUGAUGGCCACUUGAGUUUUUUGCACCCAACUAGUGGACAGCCACUAUCUACCCCAAGCAGCGUCAUUAGUGCUCAUUUCAGCGAGGAUGCUCUACUUGAUGGGGAAGAUGCCACCGUACAAGACAUUCACUUGUCUCUUGAUACAGACAAUUCCAGUUCCGGUGAGUCAAGCACCUGUGGGACAUGGCAGGGCACAUAUCCAGCAUCAUUCCAGUUUAAACCAAACUUGCCCAUGCAAGCAGAGGUUAUGGAGAGGUCCAAUGAUCACUUUAUUGUGCGAAUUAGGCAUACAUCCCCUGUAGCACAUGAUGAGUCCAGACCGGAGCUGGAAAAAGCAAGAUCAGCAGUAGAAAAUGUUUCAGUAUUUCAGGAGGACAAGACUUCUCCCAUCUCACAUGCACCCCUGGAUAAUGGCUGUGUCUUGACUGCACCAGGUACCUCAAAUCAAACACCAGAAUCUCAAAUGUCAAACACGGACAUGACUUCUGAAGGUGCAUAUGUUUUUCAUGAAGAAACUCCUGAUACGUUACUUACAAACUCUGUGAGCCCAGCUGCGCAUGCUGAUGCUGAUGCUGAUUCUGCUGCUGCAGAUGCCUCACAUUCUCCAGCUGCUACUGGUAUCACUGCUGUCUCCAGCAAGGAAGAUGGUGCCCUUGAGAAUGAAGACACAAAUGAGAAGACCUCUAGAAAACGAAGGAAACAUCAUUCUGGGCCAAAGGCAAAACGAUCCAGAUCAGAGAAGCAUCAAGAGAAACAUGAAGCAUCAAAACCAAGGCACAAGAAGAGGUCAAAGUCAUCCAAGGAGAGAGGCGAGAAAACUCCAUCGAAGAAGCAAAACAAGUCCCCUCAGCUAUCUCCUAGUCUUUCAGCCAAGAAUGUUAUCAAGAAAAAAGGAGAAGUGGUGGUGACAUGGACCAGGGAGGAAGAUCGAGACAUUCUUGUUAAUCUCAAGGUGAAAGGAGCUUCCUCAAAGACGUUUGCUGCACUUUCAAGCAAGUUAAAAAAGUCACCAGCACAGAUUGAAGAGCGAUUCUCUCAGCUCAUGAAACUGUUUAAGAAGAAAGAGAAGAUGGAAAACUGAGCAAAUUUGGUUUCUGGCUCAGUUAACCUGCUUGUUAAUCCUUGAGCCAUGCAAGGACACAUGGCAAUAGAAGCUGAACACAGAUGUGUGGAGUAGUCAAGUGCUCUUGUUGGGAAAUAUUGCCGACUCUUCAGACAAAAUGGAAUGUGUUGCCUGAAAACAUCAAAAAUACCAAGCAUUUUCUCAAGUAAAGGGAAUGUCUGACCCCACUGACAUCUCACUGGGGUGGAGUUUCACUAUAUAUUCUAUCACCAGAUACAAACAUGUACUGCCCAUCAUACCUAUCUACAGGUUAUUUUUUAAUAUAGAUGAUUCUCUAUCUAGCUAAAGAUGUAAUCUUAUAUUUCUGAUUUGCCUUACUUCACUUUGGCUAGACCAGAUGUGCCCCAAGUCAGAUAAGACCAUGUUUAUUAGGUGUGUUACAGUGCAGGUGAUCCUCUGAUUUUCACUGGUUGACAUUGCACAGAAAGGUGCACUUGACCGCAUUUUGGGCAAGUAGUAAAUCAACCAUCUUUCUUCAUACAGAUGAGUAAAACAGCGAAUGGUUCUUUGAGAAUGGGUCGACCUACGCUACGCUGACUUGAUAGUUUCCUGAAUAUAUGCACUGGAGUUAAUUUUGCCUUGUAAGAUCUACCUCAGAGAGUUUGGCAAAGAGACGCAUGAAUGAGGUCACCACAGCUCACUAUGUGGUGACAGAUCGUACACCUGUGUCACUCAAGUCUUCAUAUAUUUUGUGAUAUAAAUUGAGUGUGUUGCAGCAUCCAGUUUUCAUUAUUGAGGGGAUAUCGCUAUGAACCAUGUCAACGUAAAGUUCUGACGUGUGAUGGGUCCUCCUUUAACAUAUCUGAUCUUUUUAUCGGAAUUUUGUCAUCUCAAAUCACAUGAAUAUUGAAAAGAUCGACGUGGAAAAUGUAAGGGUUAGGCACUGCAAACUGUUCUCUGAAAAGUUACAAAUGAGUGGCCAAAAGUAGCCAUUGCUGUAUCUUUUCGUAGUAGUUUAUAAUAAAUGCACACCUUUCUUUGUUAAUUCUGACAUUUGUUUAAUUACUUGUUUCUCUAAGUAAUACAUAUCCUGCUUAAGUGUUGUUUCCCACUGCCCAAACUCGAGAGUUUUUUUUUGUAUGUCAAAUUAUUAACAUGUAUAUAUGUUAAAUUGUAAGUCGUUAGGCAUCUUUCUGCUGCAUUUUUUUUUACUUUUUGUUUUUAUUUAAUUUUUGUCCAUAAAGCAGAGUUUUGAUGACACCAUUUUCCUAUUUGAAACAGAUGUACUGUAUAUAUUGUAAAUUGUUGGACAUUCUUUCACUUUUUAAAAUAAAGCUAAUUUAUUUCAA
This is a messenger RNA of Astyanax mexicanus (Mexican tetra), 7647 nucleotides long. RefSeq names its product caspase 8 associated protein 2 (gene casp8ap2). The record is from RefSeq and is a predicted model, not a curated record. The transcript is spliced from 10 exons. Gene Ontology annotation, cellular component: mitochondrion; PML body. The coding region runs from base 362 to 6316 and encodes 1984 amino acids. Gene Ontology annotation, biological process: Fas signaling pathway; extrinsic apoptotic signaling pathway via death domain receptors. Gene Ontology annotation, molecular function: transcription corepressor activity. Lineage: Eukaryota; Metazoa; Chordata; Actinopteri; Characiformes; Acestrorhamphidae.